Messenger RNA from Penicillium daleae, 3282 nucleotides. RefSeq names its product protein kinase c (gene pkcA). The coding region runs from base 1 to 3282 and encodes 1093 amino acids. Gene Ontology annotation, molecular function: ATP binding; diacylglycerol-dependent serine/threonine kinase activity. The transcript has 9 exons. NCBI's taxonomy places the organism in Eukaryota, Fungi, Ascomycota, Eurotiomycetes, Eurotiales, Aspergillaceae. Gene Ontology annotation, biological process: fungal-type cell wall biogenesis; protein phosphorylation; signal transduction. The record is from RefSeq and is a predicted model, not a curated record.
AUGGACGGCGACGAGCUCAUUGCCUCGGUCUACCGCAAGAUCGAGCGGGAGAAAGCCCUCAUCGCCGCCGCCAGUAACAUGCGACAGUCCACCGACAAUGUUCUGGUCCAACAGCGCGUCGACGCCAACAUCCGCGAUGGUCGCAAAAAUAUCGCCUACCUCGAGGAGAAGAUGCGAGAGCUGCAGCUUCGUCAAAUGGAACGGGAAGGCGGCGGCUCACCCCACGACUCUCGUCACACGCAAAGUGGAGGACCACCGCUUCCCCCAAAGGACUAUGGAUACCCGGGUGGUGAAGGCGAUGCGCAUUACCCUCAGGGCGGCGCGGGGUCGAUGCCUUCGGGCGCCCCAUUCUCUGACCCCCGCCCCUACGCCCCGAUCCCUAAGGCGCGGCCAAAUUACACAAAGCUCGAUCUUAUCAAAUAUGACACUCCGUAUCUCGGCCCGAAGAUCCAGCUCAUGCUGUCUCAACUCGAAUUCAAGUUGAGCGUAGAGAAACAAUACAAGGCGGGUAUCGAGAAGAUGGUCCGGCUGUACCAGGAUGAGGGUGACCGGAAGAGCCGCGCCGAUGCCGAAGGCCGUCGCGUGGAAAGUAACCAGAAGAUCCAGUUGCUAAAGCAGGCCCUGAAGCGAUACGAAGAUCUUCACGUCGAUAUCGACUCGGCCGAUGGUGCAGAUGAUGAGUCGCUCAGCAGCCCCAAUAUGCGCAAGCCCUUGACCGGUCUUCUUACGAUGCGAAUUCAUGCCGUUCAAGAUGUCGACCAUGCCACCAGCUCACGAUUCUCACGUGGCCCUGAGACGUUCGUUAUCGUCAAGGUGGAAGAUGCAAUCAAAGCACGGACAAAGGCUACCCGAAACGAUAAAUGGCUUGAUGAAUCGUUCUCUAUUGACAUCGAUAAAGCGAACGAGAUCGAGUUGACCGUUUACGACAAGUCUGGAGACCGUCCCACCCCCAUCGGUAUGCUGUGGGUGCGCAUUUCCGAUAUUGCCGAAGAAAUGCGUCGCAAGAAGAUUGAAACUGAGCUGAACGCCUCGGGAUGGGUUUCGGCGGACAAAAUGGAUGGAUCGGGCGCUCCACGAUCCGACUACCACCCAGGAUCUCCAGGCACCUCUCACGGGGGACCUGGUGGUGGCAGCUUCGGUGCAAUGGUGCCUCCUGGCGGAAACCCCCAUGGAGACAACCCGAAUGCGCCCCCGACAGUCAUGAUCGAUUCAUGGUUUGCUUUGGAGCCAUUUGGCCGUAUUCAGCUCCAGAUGAGCUUUGCCAAGCAACUGAAGGAUCGUCGUCCCUUCGACAUUGGUCUCAACCGACAGGGUGCCGUGCGCCAGAAGAAGGAGGAGGUUCACGAAAAGCAGGGCCACAAGUUUGUCACCCAGCAGUUCUACAACAUCAUGCGCUGUGCGCUGUGCGGAGAUUUCCUCAAGUAUGCCGCGGGCAUGCAAUGCGCGGACUGCAAGUACACUUGCCACCGUAAAUGCUAUCCAAAGGUUGUCACCAAGUGUAUCAGCAAGGCCAACUAUGAGACCGACCCCGACGAGGAGAAGAUCAAUCACCGGAUUCCCCACCGUUUCGAAGGCUUCUCCAACCUCUCUGCCAACUGGUGUUGCCACUGUGGUUACUUGCUGCCAUUUGGACGCAAGAAUGCCAAACGGUGUACUGAAUGUGCGCUUACUUGCCACGCUCAAUGCACACAUCUUGUGCCUGAUUUCUGUGGCAUGUCGAUGGAAGCUGCAAAUCAGAUCAUUGACGCUCAGAUUCGCGCAAAGCAUCACAACAAAUCUACAUCUGUCAGUUCUGGUCUCAGCGGUCGUACCCUCCGACCAGGCGGUCCGCCGCAACCCCCUCCUGACAAUACCGCCCUCUCUUACCCCCAAAAACCCACCAACGGCCCCUUCGGGGCGCUUCCCAGACUACCGUCAGCCGAAGCGUCACCAAUAGCUGCUAAACAGGCUCCUCGCCUACCAUUGCCGCCGAAAUCGCCCUCCUCCGGAUCUCCUGCCCAGCUUGCGGCGAUCACUGCGACAGGACAGCGGAUCCCUGCACAACCCCCAACGGAACCAGCUCGUCCUCCAGUGCAGCAACACCAUCAAGCUCCUACUUCACACACCCCUUAUGUCCCAUCCAACUAUGCUAAUUUCCAGCAAGCACCUCAGCCUCCGCAGAUACAGAAGCCUGCUGGACCUUCUUACCCGAUGCCCCCGCCCCAGCAGCCGGUGCAGGUCAUAUCUCCCCAGAUACCCCCGCCGCACAAGGAGCCGGAGCCUCCUACGCCUCAGGCUAAGGCUCGUAUUGGGUUGGAUCACUUCAACUUCCUUGCUGUGCUUGGUAAGGGUAACUUCGGAAAGGUCAUGUUGGCUGAAACAAAGAGCACUCGGAAGCUGUACGCCAUCAAGGUGCUGAAGAAGGAGUUCAUCAUUGAGAAUGACGAGGUGGAGAGCACUAAGUCUGAGAAGCGUGUCUUCCUGAUUGCCAAUAAGGAACAGCACCCCUUCCUGCUGAACUUGCACGCUUGUUUCCAGACAGAAACUCGUGUAUACUUCGUUAUGGAGUAUAUCAGUGGUGGUGAUCUCAUGCUGCACAUUCAGCGUGGUCAAUUCGGCCUCAAGAGGGCACAGUUCUAUGCUGCGGAGGUCUGCCUGGCUCUCAAGUACUUCCACGAGAACGGCGUCAUCUACCGUGAUUUGAAGCUGGACAACAUUCUGCUGACUCUUGAUGGUCACAUCAAGAUUGCUGAUUACGGUCUUUGCAAGGAGAAUAUGUGGUACGGCUGCACCACCAGCACCUUCUGUGGUACUCCCGAGUUCAUGGCACCCGAGAUUCUACUGGACAAGAAGUAUGGUCGCGCUGUUGACUGGUGGGCGUUUGGUGUCCUCAUAUACCAGAUGCUACUGCAGCAGUCUCCCUUCCGUGGUGAGGACGAGGACGAAAUUUACGAUGCCAUUCUCGCAGACGAGCCCCUCUACCCCAUCCACAUGCCUCGUGACUCUGUCUCAAUCCUGCAGAAGCUGCUGACCCGUGAGCCUGAGCUGCGCCUGGGCUCUGGCCCUACUGAUGCUCAGGAGGUGAUGUCGCACGCGUUCUUCCGCAACGUCAACUGGGAUGACAUCUAUCACAAGCGGGUUCCUCCUCCCUUCAUCCCCACUAUCAGCAGCCCCACGGAUACUAGCAACUUCGACCAGGAGUUCACCAGCGUGACUCCAGUUCUGACCCCCGUGCAGUCCGUGCUCUCACAGGCCAUGCAGGAAGAGUUCCGCGGUUUCUCCUACACGGCCGAUUUUUCUUGA